This is a messenger RNA of Aricia agestis (brown argus), 3796 nucleotides long. RefSeq names its product cyclin G (gene CycG). The transcript is spliced from 10 exons. The record is from RefSeq and is a predicted model, not a curated record. NCBI's taxonomy places the organism in Eukaryota, Metazoa, Arthropoda, Insecta, Lepidoptera, Lycaenidae. The coding region runs from base 514 to 1590 and encodes 358 amino acids.
UAAUCAUUUGUUACGUUGAACUUUCUUGAUUUUAUGAAAAAUCAAAAGUUAAAUUUUAUCAACUUUCUUUGUUUGAAGUUUCGCGACGUUGCCACUCUUCUGUGUGAAAACUGUGAAUUAUACUAAAAGGGACCCAAGUUAUUUAUAUUUUAUAGAGUCAAAGAUUCUGUAAUUAUUUGCUAAAAUAACAAAUCUGAGCUAAAAGUUAUGAUUCAGUGUCUUGAAAUGUGUUUUUUUGAACAAUAUUCUUUAUCUGACGCAAUAGUAACGGUUUGGCAACAGCGCACGGAAUCCGUUUGAAAUCAACUUUCCUGAUGUAUUAGAAAACUCUUCAAAUCUUUUGUGGAUUCACCUUAAAUUAAUAUAUGAGGUACUAGGGCCUCCGCGCCCGGUCGCUCAGACCGUCGGGUCGACGAGCCGUGGGGGAAUCGGCGCGGGCAACACACAACGGACACACCGCUUGCUCCAGCGCAAGCUUAGGUGCCGAUUCACCCUCCGUUCGCAAGCCCGAUCAUGUUGAGAGCGGGCGCGAGGCACCCGGAUGCUGGCGCGUCCACCUCGCGCGGCCCCGACUACCACUCGCUGUACACCACGCUCAACGAGUACCUGCAGCUCGAGACCAAGUUCCAGCCGCGGCUGUGUCUGCCGGCUGAGUCUGAUAACGGUGAAGUGACAAUAGGUGCUCGUGAUGGUGCUGCUCACGUUCUCCGCUGCCUCAAGGUGUGGUUCGACCUGCCCACCGAUGUGCUCAUCAGCGCUAUCAACUUGUUUGAUAGGUUCCUGACGAAGAUGAAGGUGCGUCCGUGCCACGUGCCGUGCAUCACCGUGUCCUGCAUGAACAUCGCCAUCGACGAGUACGCCGAACUCAACAAGCAGCCCCGGAAUGUCUCCAUUGAGGAGCUCGUGUCGGUGUCGCAAUCAGCGUGCACGGCGGGCGACGUCGCUCGCAUGUCGCGCGUCAUCAGUGACAAGCUGUCGCUCGCCGGCCGCGGCUCCGUCACCGCGCUGCACUGGGCGCGGCUGCUGCGCGCGCUCGUCGUCGGCGCGGCCGAGCAGCUGGCGUUGCCGCUGUCGCUGCCCGAACCCCAGCUGCUGCAGCUGCUAGAGAUCGCCGCGUGCGAUGCUGCCUGCGUCAGCGCUAGGACGUCGGAACUAGCGUUGGUGCUGGUGUGCCAUCAGCUUGAGAUCCAGCUGGUGGAAUGGAGCCGCGUGGCUGCGGAGGGCGGGCCGCCGGUGCCCGAGGAGGCCUACUGCAUCUAUGAGUUCGCCGCACACCUCCAGGCGCACUGCAAUAUGACAGACGCGUCGCUGACGGCGACUCGUGCGCGCGUGCGUCGUGCGGUUGCGCGGUACGAGGCGCACGGCGCGGCGCCGCAGCGGCAGCGGCUAGUGUGGCGGCUGUCUGAGCGGACCCUCAAGGUGCUACGUCCGACCGAUCGGCUCACCUCCCUCCUGCCCACCAUCGAGGAGCAACACUUCGCUGUCGACGCCACGCCCACUAGAAACAGAUCCGGUAGCGAGAGCAGUGAGAGCGAAGAGACCUCGGACUGGCCGCGCAGCCCCGUGCUGCCCGUGUACUGUGACAACUGACAGCGGCGCAAGUGCUCACCGUCGUAACGGACACGCACCACUCACGCUGCCGCGGGACGAGAGAGAAGGAGAUACACCCGAGACGGCGAUAUUUUAUUUUUAAAUUUACAUUUUACACGACGGACGAAGGAACUGCCCGCGGCGCCGUGAGCCGGUACACCCUUGUUAUCGUCAUCACGUCAUAUUUUAGCACAAUUGUCGUAGAGAAUUUGUACUAUUGCAUCGAUUUUUUUAUAAACUGUUAGCUCAAUUUUAUAUCUAGUGAUCCCACUUUUGAAAAUUCAAAAUUCCGUGAUCCGAUAGUGAAUCUAGCACCUGUGGUGCAAAAAUGCAAUACUGUUGAUGUAGAUCUUGUCACAUUUGGGCCAGAGUUUGAGGCAUGCGUCGAUUCCGGGUGCCAGUGUACGCGAAUGCCGAAAAUGUCCAAUUGAAAAAAAACUUAGACGCCUCCGGAAGGGCAUUUAAAAACAUGGGAAUUCUGUACACUACACCCGGGGUCUUGUUCGAAAUUCGUAUUUAAGGCGUAGUAUUAUUUUUAGUUUAUAAAAGAAGCGACGGCGGCGUCCUCCGUUCAGCCGACUUAUCAGAUGAGAGCUUUAAUGGUUUAUUAGGUAACAGUGGACGGCGGGGCGGCCGCCGCCGGCGCGUCGUAGCUUUCGUACUGUGAUUUUAUAAAGGAAAAUAAAGAAAAAAAAUUCCAUAUUUUAUAGUUAAGCUAAUAUUUCUUUAAGGAACGUUUGGGUCGCGGCGUAAAAGCUGUUAGGGAUAGUUUUUAUACUGCGACCGUGUGUGUUGAAUGUGUGAGAAAUAAUGUCCACCGAAAUUACAUCCGAUAUGAUUAAGUAGUAUUAUACGUUAAUAUAUUUCUGACUAACUCGAUAGGGGUUUAAAAAUUCAAAAUUAUUAUUAUAAAUAUUUUUUUCGUUUAUGAUUCUUGCGUUCUUUCGUAUCGUAUAAUUAAAUUUAUUAAUUAGCUAUACCUUAAUAUAUAAAUGAAUAAAAAAAAUUAUAUAAAUAUCGAGAAAAAAAGAAAAAAAAAUGGAUCUCAAAUAUUUCAUUGUAUGCAGAUGUAAGGGAAAAAAAGAAAAAAAAUUGAUAAAAACACUUUAAUGUUAGUGUGUGUUUUGCAUUUUUUAAGCUUUUAAAAUUAGCUUUUCUUAUUUUACGAACGUGCUAACUUUACUGCCUGAAUCGCAAUCGGUUUAACGACUGCAAGAUCGGUUCGUUCUUUCAACCCCAAUAUUUUAAAGCCCCUAUGAGGGUUGAAAUUAGGGGUUGAAUACGGAAUAAUCGGAGGUCCCGGUCUAGUCCCGAACGAUGAUAUCUAGUGCGAGUGCAUAGUGACACCUUGUGUGUUCAUUCGGGUUCAUGUGAGAAACGUACUCUUAAGAUCUAAUCUGUGUUCGGCAACGCAAUUGUCACCUAAGAUACCUCAUGCCAUAUUUUUUUAAACAGUUGGGCUAUGAUCGGUUAUGUCUGUAUGUUGGUGCCGGAAUUGGCAGCUUAAAGUAGCAUGCAUUUAGUUUUAACGAGGUGUCUGUUGGCGGGUUGCGUUCCGAAUGCUAAUGUUUCUAGAAUCCACACAUUAUCUUUGUAUAAAAGCUUUUGAAAAUCGAACAUGCGCCGUUCCGAAUUAGAUUUUUUUUAAUUCGUACUCGGUGACGGCGGUAAAAUCUUAAGUAUUUAUUUUCAUCUAAUGUAGUCUACGAAAAAUAUACCGAAGGAAUAAUUUAUUUAAAAAUACCGAAAAAAAUAUCUCUAGUUUUUCUCUGUAUCUAUAUUUAAAACGAUGGACGAUUUAGCAACUUUCGUAUGUUCUGUAUGGUGCAAUAUAAGCUUAGUGUUUGAUUUAAAAUUUGUAUUGUCAAAUAAUGAGAUGUGUAUGCCUAAUAUUUAUGUAAUAUGUUUAUUGUAGUUUGGACAUUCAAAAAUACGUUUAUUGUAAUUGUUUUGUAUGUAUAUUGACUAUUGUUUAGUGAAGUAAGUUACUAUUUGUGAGUACAGCGUCACCGAGUGGCUAAUGACCUUCGGCGAUCUUCCCGAAGGAUAUUAGGAACGAGGUUUGUCUGUACAGCUGUGUAUCUCGUUGUUUGGCGUUGUGUAAUGUGUUGUUGAAAUCGUCCACCGUGUAGAGGGUGCGUUACGCAUGUGCUGUAAGGUGAUGAAAAUCUCGAAUUAGAGAGUAAAUACAAAGGUUGCAAUCUUA